AUGGAGCAAUUCAUAGGGAAAAUACUUGAUUUAGACACGGCUGUUGUGCAAAUGGAAGGAGCUAUAAAAGCGAACUAUAGUAAGCCCACAAAAACCAACAAUACAACUCUAUGGACCACAUUAGAUUUCAGAUUAAGAGAAGGCGAAAGCAAGAUAUCCGAACUCUUAUCUUUAUGGAAUAGUCAAAUAAAAUCAAUUGAAGACGAUUCGUUUUCUCAUCUCGUUGCCUUGACUGAACUAAAUUUAGGUUAUAACCAAAUUACCUCCAUCAGCAAAGAAUUGCUUUCUGGCCUUCGUAAUUUGACUUCAUUAAAAUUAUUGGAUAACAAAAUAAAAUCAAUUGAAGACGAUUCGUUUUCUCAUCUCGUUGCCUUGACUGAAUUGAUUUUAGGUUCUAACCAACUUACCUUCGUCAGCAAAGGAAUGUUUUCUGGCCUUCGUAAUUUGACUUUAUUAUCUUUAUGGAAUAACAAAAUAAAAUCAAUUGAGGACGAUUCGUUUUCUCAUCUCAUUGCCUUGACGAUAUUGAAUUUAGGUUAUAACCAACUUAACUUCAUCAGCAAAGGAAUGUUUUCUGGCCUUCGUAAUUUGACUUUAUUAACUUUAUGGAAUAGUCAAAUAAAAUCAAUUGAAGACGAUUCGUUCUCUCAUCUCGUUGCCUUGACGGAUCUGUACGUUUGUUAUUUUUAUUUAAAAUGUUGUGGAUUAUCUCACGAUGAACUUUCUUCCAUGAGCUAA
Messenger RNA from Zophobas morio, 738 nucleotides. Its product is annotated as leucine-rich repeat-containing protein 15-like. Gene Ontology annotation, molecular function: protein binding. NCBI's taxonomy places the organism in Eukaryota, Metazoa, Arthropoda, Insecta, Coleoptera, Tenebrionidae. Bases 1 to 738 code for a protein of 245 amino acids. The record is from RefSeq and is a predicted model, not a curated record. The transcript has 8 exons.